This is a messenger RNA of Drosophila rhopaloa, 547 nucleotides long. RefSeq lists its product as uncharacterized. The transcript has a single exon. Lineage: Eukaryota; Metazoa; Arthropoda; Insecta; Diptera; Drosophilidae. The record is from RefSeq and is a predicted model, not a curated record. Bases 41 to 445 code for a protein of 134 amino acids.
CACGACAACAAGUGAAAAGAGCAGACACUUACACACGAGUAUGAUUUCGAAAGUCAAAACCUGGAGCCGUUCGCCGCUCAUUCCGGCCAGGGAUCACGGGGCAGCGAUCCUCCCGCCGGCAGAACGACCGGACCCCAUUCCGGAGCUGUGCGAGGAGAAGCAGCCCGUUAUGGGCUGGCUGCUCGGCUGGGAGUACGGCCGGAAGUGGCUGGAGAGGCGCGAGGACAUCCAACGGCACCGGAACUUGGUCAGCAAGUUCGGCCGGAUUCCGCCGGACUUCGGCUGGUGGCUCAACCAGCGCAGGCCGCUCUUCGUGCGCCAGCAGCGGUACCGCACCAAGGCCGGACCGCGUCCCCGGAAGCAGAUCACGGCCUUCGAGGUGGCCAAGCAGAGGCGUGAAGCUCAAACCCGAAAACUUCUGGAGAGUCAGGCCAAAAAUCAAUAAAGCAACAAUGGAUUGUAUUGCAUGGAUUAUUUGACAUAUUUGCUGAGCUAAAAACUUCGACUAAAUUGCUGAGCCAAGCUCGACACUAUCACAAAUAUAAAA